AUGAAAAUUGAGAAAAGUUUAAAGUAAAAAAAUGAUAAAAUAAAGAACCAUUUUCUAUAAGUUCUCAUUAUAAAUGCAUAAUAGAAAAGAUAAUUAAAAGUGAUUUAAAUAAGAAAUAAUUAUAAAUUUAUGAAAGCAUAAUUGUUUAAUUGGCAUCUUGCUUUAAUGAGAAAGUAUAGAAUGAAUGAAAUUUGUCACUUUGUUAAAAAUAAAUAUAGAAGGAAAUUAUAAAACAAAGUAAUUAAAUUACUAAUUGAUUAUUCUCAAGAGAGAUAAUAUAAACGUAAGAAAUUGAUCAAAGCAGAUAAUUAUUAUAAUAAUAGAAUAUUGAAUAAAUCAUUCAAGGCUCUUCGAAUUAAUGAAAAGUAAAGCAAAUAAGAAUUUUUAGAGAAAAGAAAAAUGAUUGAUGAAAAAGAUUAAUAAUUGGUUAAUAAUUAAAAAGAACUAUAAAAGAAAUUAAUGGCUGAUGCAUUUCACUCUUCAAAAUUAAUGUUAAAAUCCUUUCUUAAUUGGAAAAAGUAUAUAUUUUACUAAGAUAAAUAAGACUUUUAUUUUAGUUAUAAACAAAAUAUAGACAAUUGUAUAAUUAAAUAAUAGGAAUUGCAAUCUGAAUAAGUAAAAAUAAAUAAAAAUACAGUUAGUAAAUCUGAAUAUUGUAUUAUGCUUGAAUAUAAGAUCUAAUUUUAUUAAAAGCAUUAAGAUUAAUUAACUAAUUUUUAAAAAGAGAUUUUAAAAAAAGAAAUUUGUUAAUUAAAGUAAUUAUUAUGA
Molecule: messenger RNA, 768 nt
Organism: Paramecium pentaurelia
Lineage: Eukaryota; Ciliophora; Oligohymenophorea; Peniculida; Parameciidae
Source: the annotation of a GenBank genome assembly